AUGAGAUACGCGGUGCAGCAGCGCUUCCAGCCGGCGCUCGACGACUACCUCGCCGGCCGUCUCGAUGAGGCCGGCUUGGUGGCUGCGACCGAGUGGGAGAGGCGGUGGUACUGGUCUUUCGCGGCGUAUGCGCCCAUUUUCCGGAUCUGCCGCACGCACGGUGUGACGAUGCUGGCGCUCGACAUGGACUCGGAGGACAAGGCCAAGGUGGAGCUGGGCGGCGCCCUCGAGCCGGCCAAGCGGCGCCAGUACGUGCCGGACGGCGAUGGCUUCGAGCGAUUCGGAAGCACGAGGGCCUUCGAGGAGUAUGUGUCCUACACGCUGCGGCCGCCCUUCACGCUGAUGCGAAGGGCCGGCCAGCGCAUGACCGCCUCCACCGACGACGCGCGGACCAUCAGCUUCCCAAACUUUCUCACGCGCCAGAGCCUGAGGGACGAAGCGAUGGCGUCCGCCUCCGCCGCCUGGCUCGCCGAGCACCCCCAAGGGCUGCUAUUGGGCCUGGUGGGCGUCAACCACGUCAAAUUCUCACCCUUCAACCUCCGGCUUUGCGAUCGGGCCGCCGUCGCAAACGAGGCGUGCUUGCGCAACGACAUCGAGGUGCAAAAUUAUGUCCUUCAGGUGCCGUUUGCGCAACGAGGCGCUAUGGCGUCGCGAGGAGUCAUGGGCCGCGAUUCAGUCGAGGAGGCCAGAUCGGCGAUGCAAGCCAGGAGGGGAAGCUCCGUGCUGGCCUUGUCAGAUUACCUGAUCUUCUCUAGAUAG
Emiliania huxleyi CCMP1516 is the source of this 759-nucleotide messenger RNA. RefSeq lists its product as hypothetical. NCBI's taxonomy places the organism in Eukaryota, Haptophyta, Isochrysidales, Noelaerhabdaceae. The coding region runs from base 1 to 759 and encodes 252 amino acids. The record is from RefSeq and is a predicted model, not a curated record. The transcript has 3 exons.